UACCUGUCAUGACUUAUAGAAAUUUAAUAGAUAUACAGAUUUUGCUAAUAUUGCUUGGCAUUCAGCUGUUAGACAGUGACGAACGUGUAAAGCGACUGGCCACGCCCUCUUUCACAAGAGAAGCCCUCGCCAAUACCGGCAAGUAUGUGGUGUCCAUUAGAUCGCGUACGCCGCACAAAUACUUUGGGGACAAUCAUUUCUGUGCUGGGAGCAUAGUGUCGCCCAUAUUUGUUCUAACUGCUGCGCAGUGUGUGAUGAACAAACAGAAGGUCUUGCGUCGCAGUCGAGUGCUGUUGAUCGUUGCAGGAGCACCCAAUCGACUAAAGUUCUUUGCGAGCAGCUUGCAUGUCCCGGUGAAGACGAUAUUUGUGCCUCAAAACUACACCGUCUUCAAUACGAAUAAUAUAGCGCUACUUAAGACCAGCCUAGAGCUGCCCACUAACAAUUUUCGCAUUGGGAUAGCGCGGCUGCCCAUCAGUCCGGCCGUCAAUGGUCUCUACUAUAGAUCCAUGGGCUGGGGACGCAUAUUUAAGGGUGGACCUCUGGCCUCUAGCAUACUUUUCAUUGAUGUCCUGCUGCACGAUUUCGCAACAUGCAAGCGACUAAUUCGCCCAUUCACACCGGACAUGUUAUGCGUCGGGAAUCUGCACAAGCCCAAACUGGACGAGCAUCCCUGUUCUGGCGAUGCGGGGGAUCCGCUCAUUCUGAACAACACGGUAUAUGGCGUAGCUACCUAUGGCCUGGGCUGCGGCAAUAACCUGUAUCCCUCCGUCUAUACGAAUGUCUGGUACCACAUGGAUUGGAUGAGGGACAUCAUGGAGCGUAAUAACUGUGGAAAGGCUCAAUGCUUAACGGUCUAUGUUUUGAUUGCGCUUUAUGCGUGCAGCUAUUGCAUUUGAACAUAUUUUUACGUAUUAUUUACGAGAAGAAACCCAAAUAUUUAACAUGAUUCUAACUAAUCCCAGAUCACAUUUGUUCGAAUGUGGCUAAGAAGAACGAAUGCACAAUACUUUAAUCAUAAAGCUUAAGCUCGCAUACGCUUCAUGUAGCAGAUACCCUGAGCUCUAAGCUCAUGCGCAGGCGCACACAGACGUCUCUACUACCAAGGGAACAUAUCCUUUGCAGCACAGCCUAAGGCUUAUCUACUUGAAAUUACUUAUGAGAAGAGACGUCCAAAGUGGAAUACAUUUGCAAUCUAUGUACUACAGGAAUGGACCUACUUAAUUGACAUAUAUCUACAUCUGAUGAAAGGCUAUUUAUACAGAUAAAGGGAGCCAGCUGGACGUGGCUGCUGACACUUUGUCGCUUACGCCUGCUUCUGCCAACAAUUAAAAUAUGCAUUGACAAAGUGGUUUUUGUUGAUUGAACUUUGCUAAUUGAAUUUGUCAUCGAGACAGUUCUUAGCUCGUGCCACUUGUGCCCAACUCCCAAUGCUGACUGGUCACUGGGUAUUGGGGACCUGAUCUAACCGCCCAGUGUGCAGCAAAAGUCGCUUCCGGUCAAGCUUGUUUUUUGUGUUGUUGUUGUUGUUGUUGCUUUUUCGCCUCCUGCUUUUAUUUGCGCACAGACGUUAUUUUGUUUUAUUUUAUUUGUG
Molecule: messenger RNA, 1594 nt
Organism: Drosophila hydei
Lineage: Eukaryota; Metazoa; Arthropoda; Insecta; Diptera; Drosophilidae
Product: chymotrypsin-2-like
Exons: 3
Coding region: 9-899 (296 amino acids)
Biological process (GO): proteolysis
Molecular function (GO): serine-type endopeptidase activity
Source: RefSeq, a predicted model, not a curated record